Messenger RNA from Theobroma umbraticum, 2021 nucleotides. Its product is annotated as Cation efflux family protein. NCBI's taxonomy places the organism in Eukaryota, Viridiplantae, Streptophyta, Magnoliopsida, Malvales, Malvaceae. Gene Ontology annotation, molecular function: monoatomic cation transmembrane transporter activity. Gene Ontology annotation, cellular component: membrane. The record is from RefSeq and is a predicted model, not a curated record. Gene Ontology annotation, biological process: transmembrane transport; monoatomic cation transport.
AGAAAAUGGACUAUUGUUAAGGAAUUUUCUUGUAAUGGAUCUGGCACCAAAAUUUUGGGCCGAUGGCUGAACACCAAACCUGGAUGUGAAAUUUUAAAUGGGAUCCCAGACUUAAAAUGUCGCUGCGGCCCGUGUGCUGAUGUCUGGCCCAUAAAUAACACAGAUUGCGUGCACCGAACGCCGCCGGCGAAUACACUAAUCAAGCAAUCCCAAGAAUAGAUUUCCCCAAGUUGCAGUUCAUUGACACAGGCACGGCUCUUCCUGCUCCAGUAGCUUUUCCUAAUUCAAUAACUGAGCAGAUUGCUAGCUUCUUUAUAUAUAUGUUUUUUCCAAUUUUGGCUUUUGAGAAAGGACCCCAAAACAAUAAUGGGAUUCAGGUUCCAAAAUCUAAAUCCCAUGUACAGAUCCUACCUCUCAAGACUCUCUUCACCCAAAAAUCUCCAUCCCAACCCCGUCAUAGUCCAAUCCCUCAACCCCCAUUUCCAUAUCUACUCUCCCCCUCUCUUCUCUGAUAACCUCAAUUACUGCAUCCCCAGACGGUGGCAUUUUGGCCAUUCUCAUGAUCAUCACGAUCACCACCAUAAUAUAACCAAGGAAGGAGAGAGAAUAUUCCGGUUGGGUCUGGGAGCGGAUAUUGGGUUAGCUACUACUAAAGCUUUGACUGGUUAUUUAUCUGGAAGCACCGCCAUCAUCGCCGACGCCGCCCAUUCUAUUUCCGACGUGGUUCUAAGUGGGGUUGCAUUAUGGUCAUUCAAAGCUGCAAAGGCUCCCAAAGACGAAGAACACCCAUAUGGACAUGGUAAAUUCGAAACUCUAGGAGCCCUGGGAAUUUCUUGUUUGCUUUUGGCGACUGCUGGUGGUAUUGCUUGGCAUGCUUUAGAUCUCCUAAUUGGGUUGCUGUCCACUGUUCCUGAAGUAGUUAAUAAUCAUUCGUUGGCCCAUGGACAUAGCCAUCAUCACGGUGGAAAUCAUCAUGGAAUUGAUAUGGAUCACCCUAUACUAGCUUUGAAUAUGACCAUUGUGGCAAUAUGCGUUAAAGAAGGGCUUUACUGGAUAACAAAAAGAGCUGGGGAAAGGCAGGGCAGUGGACUGAUGAAAGCAAAUGCAUGGCAUCACCGUGCAGAUGCAAUUUCAUCUGUAGUUGCACUUAUUGGGGUUGGAGGCUCUAUUCUUGGAGUAAAGUUUUUAGAUCCUCUUGCUGGACUGGUUGUCUCAGGAAUGAUUCUAAAAGCUGGUCUGGAUACUGGAUACCAGAGUGUCCUUGAACUUGUUGACGCUGCAAUCCCUGCAGAACAGUUGGAGCCCAUAAAUCAAACAAUUCUACAAGUUGAAGGAGUCAAGGGAUGCCAUCGUUUGAGAGGAAGGAGAGCUGGUUCAAAUCUGUACCUUGAUGUACAUAUUGUGGUUGAUCCCUUUUCUAGUGUUAGUGCUGCACAUGGCAUUGGUGAAAAUGUUCGUCAUCAAAUUCAUAAAUCACACCCUGAAGUGACUGAAGUUUUCAUACACAUAGAUCCUGCAUAUGUAGAGUUCUCUCCUGAUGUAAUGGACCAGAAAGCAAGUUUGAAGAGAACCAUGGAACAGAAAAGUAAUAUUUCUGCCAGGGAGGAAGAUGUUGAAGCAAUUGUUUGUCGCACAUUUUCAUCUAAGUUUCCAGAGAAGUUUGUGAUUGAGCGCAUAACCCGUCACAUGUUGCAAGGAAAGCUAUUACUGGAAGUUGAGGUUGGCAUGCCACCCGAUAUCAUGAUUUGUGAUGCUAUGGAAGCGGCGAAGGAAGCAGAAAAGGAGAUAUUGAAUGCAGCUUCAAACAUUGUUCACGUCAAUGUUCAACUAAGAUUAGGGCGUCCAAUUCCGAAGUUCAAGCACAAAUAGUAAAGCUUCAACUAGAAGCAAGCCCAGAAUGCUCUGCCACAAUUUUGUAAUAAUUUAAUAAUAACAAAAACAUGUCGAUGGAUGGCAUGUAACCCUCAUUGUAUCAAUUAACGCAUAUGUUUAAGAAAUCUUAAGCAAGGUUUAUGGUUUAA